This is a messenger RNA of Cercospora beticola, 1533 nucleotides long. RefSeq names its product cytochrome P450. Lineage: Eukaryota; Fungi; Ascomycota; Dothideomycetes; Mycosphaerellales; Mycosphaerellaceae. The record is from RefSeq and is a predicted model, not a curated record. Gene Ontology annotation, molecular function: heme binding; oxidoreductase activity, acting on paired donors, with incorporation or reduction of molecular oxygen; monooxygenase activity.
AUUUCCAAGUGCGAGAUGGCUGCACUGUCGAUAUUGAGCAGUUGUCUCAGCGCGGCAAUGAAAUCAUCACUGCUGUUGCUUGUGUUGACUCUGAUCAGCAUUGCCGGACUAUGCUUCUACCGAUUGUAUUUGCACCCGUUGCGGAAGUAUCCCGGCCCAAAGCUCUGGGCUGUAACGAGAUUGCCAUGGAUUUUCAGCACCGUCAAAGGUACCAUCACUCAUGAUGUAGCGAGACUGCACGAGAUAUAUGGUCCCGUCGUUCGACUUGCUCCAGACGAGUUAUCGUACAUCACACCAGAUGCCUCGAAAACGAUUUACCAGUCGAAUCCGGAAUUCCCAAAGGAUCCAAUGCAUCUUCCACCGUUUCACAAUGGUACGCCAGGAAUACUUGCUGCAGACAAACAUAACCAUACCAGAUUUCGAAGAAUGUUAGGUCCAGCUUUUUCCGAUAAAGGUAUGAGAACCCAGCAGCCGUUGAUCCAGAAGCACAUCGACCUAUUGAUGGUGCGACUGCGAGAGCGUAGUAGCAUUGGCUCUGUGGAUAUAUCCGAGUGGUACAAUUGGGUGACAUUCGACAUCAUCGGGGAUCUCUCUUUUGGCGAAUCCUUCGACUGCUGUCUCAAUGCUCGAACCCACGAAUGGAUUGCAUCGAUUCAAGGCAAUGUGAAGGCGAUACCCAUAAUUAAUGCCAUCAGACGCUGCAAGCUCGAUUGGGUCAUUCCUCUAAUCGCUCCAAAGAAACUCCUGGCCAUGCGCAAAAGAAAUGCAGACUUCACUGAAAGUAAAGUCGAUCAGCGCCUGCGACACAAGGAAGCUCGCGGAGAUAUCUGGGAUGCAGUCCUCUGUGAAGAAGAUGACCGCAGCAAGAAAUCCAGUGGCAUGUCUCGGCAAGAGAUCAUCAGCAAUGCCAGUGCAAUCGUGCUAGCUGGAAGUGAGACCUCAGCAACACUACUUGCAGGUUGCACCUGGCUUCUAUUGCAGAACCCACACGUUCUCGAGGCCCUCAAAGUACACAUAAGGAACUCGUUCACCUCUGUCGAAGAGAUUGACCUGAUCAGUGUGGGCAAGCUAGACUACAUGUCUGCCGUUAUUGACGAGGCUCUCCGAUUGUAUCCACCCGUACCAAUGCAGAGCAAUAGGAUUGUGCCCGAAAAUGGUAUGCUGGUGGCUGGGGAGUGGGUACCAGGCGGCACUUCUGUCGCCGUUCAGCAGUACGCCGCCUGCCGAUCAAGCUCAAACUUCCGCAGACCAGAUGAGUUCCUGCCUCAGCGUUGGCUCGGAGACCCAGAAUUUGUUGGCGAUAAAUCAUCUGCAUCGCAACCUUUCAGUCUCGGAGUAAGGAACUGCAUCGGGCGACAGCUUGCUCAUGCAGAGAUGCGUUUAAUUCUAGCUCGCAUGAUCUGGGAAUUCGACAUCCAGCUUGACGCAGCCAGAAUGGGAAACACUGACUGGCUCGGACAGCAGCACGUAUGGAUCUUGUGGGACAAGAGUCCGUUGUGGGUACGACUUCAGCCGCGAGCUGCGUAGAGAAGU